Molecule: messenger RNA, 1311 nt
Organism: Pocillopora verrucosa
Lineage: Eukaryota; Metazoa; Cnidaria; Anthozoa; Scleractinia; Pocilloporidae
Product: homeobox protein koza
Biological process (GO): regulation of transcription by RNA polymerase II; cell differentiation
Cellular component (GO): nucleus
Molecular function (GO): DNA-binding transcription factor activity, RNA polymerase II-specific; RNA polymerase II cis-regulatory region sequence-specific DNA binding
Source: RefSeq, a predicted model, not a curated record
GCCACUUGACCAGUAUUUGCUGCGUGUUCCUGAAAUAGCCAACCCUUGUCCCGACAGAUGAGGAGAGGCGUGGUUAUGUUUCAUGCACGCGUGACCGCAAGUUUGAGUACUAUUUAAUGCAGAAUAAUUUCACUUUCGACAGAUCGGGUGUCUGUCUGAUCGUUGAUCGCUGAUCGUCCGCCGUUGCAUAUCAAAAGGUCGUAACUGCUCCCGAUCCGUUCUAAUGGAAUCUCGACGAGAAAAAGAGAAUCUUUCAUUUUCGAUUGAAAACAUUUUACGAGAUGAUUUUCCACGAGGACAGAAAACGAACAUUGUGAAUGUACAACAACAAGCCUUGUGUCUUGAAAGAUGGUCGGAGCCACCAUUUUACGGUUACUAUUCGCUUCGUUACAGCCCAAUUUUCAUGAAAUGUCUGCCAAGCGUUUACAGACCCGAGAGAAGAUUGCACAGAGUGGAUGGAGAAAAAGAGCGAAUUUUAACAGAGAAACAGAAAGAUAUUGAAGAACAUCGCUCGAGUUACAAAGAUGAAGCUCUUUCUCAAAGUCAAGACGAAAUCACCAGCAAAAAGAUGAUUAAACAAUCUAAAAGAGAAACGUGCUACGAUGAAAAAGGCCAGGCCAGCGGUAAACGGAAGCGGCGAAAUCGCAGCCAUUUCACUCAGCGUCAACUCCAAUAUCUCGACAAGAUAUUUUCCCGCCAACAGUAUCUUACACGCGACGAGCGCACACUUUUGGCGAGGGGCCUGGAAAUGACUGAACUUCAGAUCAGAAACUGGUUCCAGAACCGAAGAUACCAAAGAAAACAUCGCGCCAACGAGAAUUCGAAACAAGAUGAACCAGAUUCGUCAGUGUGUGUAAAAGAAGAAGUUUGAUUACACAAAUCUGGAGAAACAUUCCAUCAAAUUUCGCUGAUGAAGCGAAUAAUCCCAUAAUGACGCGACUUACUGCGCCUUUAGAUACCUUUCUGAGAAGGAAAAGGUUCUUAUUAAGUUGUGAUAAAGUAGAAAAAAGCGUGGAUCUAUUUUCCAUAGCCAGUGCACUGUCAAAAAGUCCAACUUUGGUUAGUGUCGAUCCAGUUGUAAAGUAGAGAACUAAUUGAAAAGCAAUAUGACUGGUGGAAAUCUGUAAAUGUGCUAGCUAAACAUUGAUAUUUUUCCAUGCAAAUUUAUACGUUUGAAAAAGGAACUAGUAAAUUUGUUGUAUAAGGUGCAGUGAAAAAGCGAUGGUUUUAGAGUUACUUUAUAUCAGAAAAAUACGAUGUAAAUAGUUAUAUCAGGUCCCCUAAUAAAUACACUUGUACUAUAUUUUAUAU